This is a messenger RNA of Cooperia oncophora, 363 nucleotides long. NCBI's taxonomy places the organism in Eukaryota, Metazoa, Nematoda, Chromadorea, Rhabditida, Trichostrongylidae. The record is from the annotation of a GenBank genome assembly.
AUGUACAAGCAGUGGUCUUUCAAACUAUUGAGCACCAUUGGUAUAUUGAUUCAUUUACUCCUCGUUGAUAUCCCUAAAGAUAUUAUAAGAUGGAUCACACUGAAUCAAAAGAAUGUCGACGGGCAGUUAAUUGUGGUGACCGGUGGCGCCUCAGGAUUGGGCAGGCGCAUAACAGAAAUUUUGUCUCUCGAGGGAGGCGCGCGAGUAGUUAUACUCGAUGUCAAUCUCUGUGAAGCUCAAGAAACAGUCGCCUCGAUAGUGCAUGGAGGUGGCCAAGCAUACGCGUACUACUGUGAAAUUAGCAAUGACGAAGAAGUUCGAGAAGUUGCUAAGGACAUCUUCCAGAAACAUGGUUUGCCUUAA